ACAGCGGCGGGUGCCGGUGGCGGCACCGGGCCGCCCCCAUGGCGCUGCUCCGCGUCCUCUGCCUUCUCGCUGCCCUCAGACGGAGCCUGGGCACGGACACGGAGGAGCGGCUGGUUGAGUACCUGCUGGACCCUGCUCGCUAUAACAAGCUGAUCCGGCCGGCGACCAAUGGCUCGGAGCUGGUGACCGUGCAGCUGAUGGUGUCGCUGGCGCAGCUCAUCAGCGUGCACGAGCGGGAGCAGAUCAUGACCACAAACGUCUGGCUGACCCAGGAGUGGGAGGACUAUCGCCUCACGUGGAAGCCUGAGGACUUUGACAACAUGAAGAAGGUCCGCUUGCCCUCCAAGCACAUCUGGCUGCCUGAUGUGGUGCUCUACAACAACUCUCUUCACCUCAGUGCCGAUGGGAUGUACGAGGUCUCCUUUUACUCCAACGCGGUGAUCUCCUACGACGGCAGCAUCUUCUGGCUGCCCCCCGCCAUCUACAAGAGCGCCUGCAAGAUCGAGGUGAAGCACUUCCCCUUUGACCAGCAGAACUGCACCAUGAAGUUCCGCUCCUGGACCUACGACCGCACCGAGAUCGACCUGGUGCUGAAGAGCGAGGUGGCCAGCCUGGACGACUUCACCCCCAGCGGCGAGUGGGACAUCGUGGCGCUGCCGGGGCGGCGCAACGAGAACCCCGACGACUCCACCUACGUGGACAUCACGUACGACUUCAUCAUCCGGCGCAAGCCGCUCUUCUACACCAUCAACCUCAUCAUCCCCUGCAUCCUCAUCACCUCCCUGGCCAUCCUCGUGUUUUACCUCCCGUCCGACUGCGGCGAGAAGAUGACGCUCUGCAUCUCUGUCCUGCUCGCCCUCACCGUAUUCCUCCUGCUCAUCUCCAAGAUCGUGCCACCCACCUCACUGGACGUACCACUGGUGGGCAAGUACCUCAUGUUCACCAUGGUGCUGGUGACCUUCUCCAUCGUCACCAGCGUCUGCGUCCUCAACGUGCACCACCGCUCGCCCACCACGCACACCAUGCCGCCCUGGGUCCGCACCCUCUUCCUGCACAAGCUCCCGGCUCUGCUCUUCAUGAAGCAGCCGCGGCAGAGCUGCGCCCGCCAGCGCCUGCGCCAGCGCCGGCACACGCAGGAACGCGCCGCCGCCGCCGCCGCCACGCUCUUCGUGCAGGCCGGGGCUCACACCUGCACCUGCUACGCCAACCCCAGCGCCGCCAAGGCUGCCGAGGGGCUCAACGGGUACCGGGAGCGGCAGGGGCAGGCGGCGGGCCCCGGGGCGGGCUGCGGCUGCGGGCUGGAGGAGGCGGUGGACGGCGUGCGCUUCAUCGCCGACCACAUGCGCAGCGAGGACGACGAUCAGAGCGUGAGCGAGGACUGGAAGUACGUGGCCAUGGUCAUCGACCGCCUCUUCCUAUGGAUCUUCGUCUUCGUCUGUGUCUUUGGCACCAUUGGCAUGUUCCUGCAGCCCCUCUUCCAGAACUACACCACCAACUCCCUGCUGCAGCUCGGCCAGGGCACCCCCACCUCCAAAUAGCAUGGGGAAUGGCCAGUCCCAGGGCCAGAGAGAUGGUACUGGGCUCAGGCAGCCCCUGCAAACCAAUAAAUACUCCCACAGGAGCGGG
Molecule: messenger RNA, 1626 nt
Organism: Melospiza melodia melodia
Lineage: Eukaryota; Metazoa; Chordata; Aves; Passeriformes; Passerellidae
Gene: CHRNB2
Product: cholinergic receptor nicotinic beta 2 subunit
Exons: 6
Coding region: 39-1538 (499 amino acids)
Biological process (GO): regulation of membrane potential; chemical synaptic transmission; signal transduction
Cellular component (GO): plasma membrane; postsynaptic membrane; synapse
Molecular function (GO): acetylcholine-gated monoatomic cation-selective channel activity; transmembrane signaling receptor activity
Source: RefSeq, a predicted model, not a curated record